Molecule: messenger RNA, 1960 nt
Organism: Papaver somniferum (opium poppy)
Lineage: Eukaryota; Viridiplantae; Streptophyta; Magnoliopsida; Ranunculales; Papaveraceae
Product: probable serine/threonine-protein kinase PBL7
Exons: 5
Coding region: 131-1492 (453 amino acids)
Biological process (GO): protein phosphorylation
Molecular function (GO): protein kinase activity; ATP binding
Source: RefSeq, a predicted model, not a curated record
UCCACUGCUUAGAUGUAGAGCCUUGUGGUUGUGACCAUGCAGGUUGUAGUAGUCUGUCCACCUCCUCUUAGCUUAGCUAGAUAGAGGUGGAGUGCAAAUUCAUAGCUAAUUCCAUUUUUCCAUUACAUCAAUGAAAACUCCGGGUUUAAAUCGCAAUAAGUCAGAUGAAGCUCAUUCUCAUCAUCACCGGUACCACCACCACCAGAUUCCCCACCAUGUCCACCACCAAUAUUUACGUUCACCACCGCAACAAGUAAACAACAGCCAUGGGUUACAUGCUUUGAAUUUUAUCAUCAUCCUUUCACUUAUCUCAAUUUUCCUGCUUUUCGCGGUUGUGCUAGUUAUAUUUUUACUUCGGAAAGUGAAAUCUACGGAGAACAGCGAAGAUCGAAUCAACGAGAACAAGAACACGGAGGAAAGACUUCGGAAGAUCAGUACUGAUAGUACUUCGAUACUUUUUGGUGCUAGCCCAGAUGUGAAGAACAAAUGCUUUUAUGGAGGUGCUUUGAGUAAGAUACCAUCGAGUACUAGACUUGCAGGAGUUCAAGUAUUCACAUACAGGGAGAUUGAAUUGGCAACAAAUUCAUUCUGUGAAGAGAAUAUUAUUGGAAAUGGUAGAUUUGGAGUUGUUUAUAAAGGAAUUCUGAGUGAUGGUUCUGUUGUCGCGGUUAAGAAGCUAAACGUAGAGGGGAAACAAGGCGGUGACCGCGAAUUCAGAUUUCAGGUAGAUCUAUUCAGCAAGUUACAUUCUACGUACAUUGUUGAGUUGUUAGGCUACUGUGCUGACCAGAACCACAGGGUUCUUGUUUUCGAGUUCAUAUCGAACGGAAGCCUCCAAGAACACCUCCAUUCUUCAAACAAGCUACACCAACCUUUAAACUGGGGAACUCGGUUAAGAAUUGCCUUGGAUUGCGCUAGAGCUCUAGAGUUUCUCCACGAGUAUGCAGUUCCAUCAAUUAUCCACCGUGAUUUCAAAUGCAGCAACAUUGCAUUAGAUCAUAAUUUCAGAGCUAAAGUGUCAGAUUUGGGCUUGGCCAAGACUGUUUCUGGUAAAAUUAAUGGUGAAAUACUGAUGCAAGUGUCAGGGACGAAUACAGGGUACUUGGCACCUGAGUAUACAUCAACAGGACAGCUGAGUAGGAAAUCAGACGUUUACAGUUACGGAGUCGUUCUUCUGGAGCUAAUAACAGGCCGCAAACCCAUUGAUACCGACUCCCCUCCUGGAGAACACAUCCUCGUUUCAUGGGCGCUUCCGAGGCUAACAAACAGAGAAAAGGUUGUCGAAAUGGUAGAUCCAGCUCUACAAGGACAAUUUUCAAAGAAGGAGCUUAUUCAGAUAGCUGCCAUUGCGGCCGUAUGCGUGCAACAAGAAGCAGAUUACCGGCCUCUUAUGACAGACGUUGUGCAGUCUCUCAUCCCACUAGUAAAGAAUCACUCCACAUCUUUCCCCUCCAAUAGAUUUCAUAGCCGAACCGUUAGUCCGAGUUCUUAAAACAAUAAAAUGCGCAAGGCAGCAGUAUAGCACUGGAACAGUAAAACACUUGAGCAUUUAGGAGUCAGAAAGUGGUUUUGAGAUGACAAAAGCAAGAACUGCUACUGAAUCACAACAGUAGAUUAUUUCCCUUGUAAUAUACUGCAUUAUGAGCUUCUUUCGAUGUAAUAUAAUAAAGUCGAAAAAACGGUUUCGAAUCAAGUUACGUUUCAUUGAGUUCAUAUUUUCUACACGUUCUCAUUCUAAUCGUUAUAUCUAACCGCAACAUCAAACUCACAGGAGUUGGAGCAAGCACCAUGGUGGUCAUUUUCAUCCAAGCAAAAAAUCCAGGGAAAUGCAACCAUUGUUUCAGUGGUUUUGCACGGAUAGGGAUGAUACCCACACUUAGGAAUCCCUCCCUCUGGUCUGGGGCUCAUAAGUUAUGGCAUCAAACUAGAUUUGGCUGGCAAGGAAACCACCAUAUGGGAU